GCGCCGGCGUCCAGUCCCCGCUGCCCGGCGCGCUGGGCGAUCGCGCAGAUGGCAGCGCUGGCGGCCGUGGCCAAGAAGGUGUGGAGCGUGCGGCGGCUACUGGUGCUCUUCUUCGCGCCCCUCGCGCUGCUGCCGGUGGUCUUCGCCCUCCCGCCCAAGGAAGGCCGCUGCCUCUUCGUCAUCCUGCUCAUGGCCGUGUACUGGUGCACGGAGGCCCUGCCCCUGACCGUCACGGCCCUGCUGCCCAUCGUCUUCUUCCCCUUCCUGGGCAUCCUGCCCUCCAGCAAAGUCUGUCCCCAGUACUUCGUGGACACCAACUUCCUCUUCCUCAGCGGCCUGAUCAUGGCCAGCGCCAUUGAGGAGUGGAACCUUCACCGCCGCAUCGCCCUCCGGAUCCUGAUGGUCAUUGGCGUCCAGCCCAUCAGGCUUAUCCUGGGCGUGAUGGUGACCACGUCCUUCCUUUCCAUGUGGCUGAGUAACACUGCCUCCACCGCCAUGAUGCUCCCCAUCGGCAGCGCCGUGCUCAAGAGCCUCUUCGGGCAGAAGGAAGCGCAGAAGGAGCUCCCCAGGGAGAGUGAAGAGAGCGAAGCUGCGGCGCGGAGGAACGGCCUACGCACGGUGCCCGUGGAGAUGCAGUCCCUCGCCAGCACUGAAGACAAAGGCAGUCUCGAGGAGGUCGAGGCACCCGCGGAUCUCUCUGCCGACUCCAAGAAGGAGAAGGAAUAUUGCAGAAACAUCUGGAAGGGGCUCCUCAUCUCCAUCCCCUACUCGGCCAGCAUCGGGGGUACCGCCACCCUCACCGGCACGGCCCCUAACCUCAUCCUGGUUGGACAGCUCAAGAGCUAUUUCCCAAUGUGUGACGUGGUGAAUUUUGGCUCCUGGUUCGUUUUCGCCUUCCCGCUCAUGCUGAUAUUCCUGCUGGUGGGCUGGCUCUGGAUCUCCUUCCUGUACGGGGGACUGACACUAAGGGGCUGCAUGAAGAAGAAAUCCGAAGUCAGGACUCAGGUGGAAAAGAGAGCGCGUGUGAAGAUUCAGGAGGAAUUCCAGAAGCUGGGGCCCAUCAAGUUUGCCGAGCAGGUGGUCUUCAUCCUCUUCUGUUUGUUCGCUGUCUUCCUCUUCACCCGGGACCCUAAGUUCAUCCCUGGCUGGGUCAAUUUCUUCCUCCCUGGGUAUGUGUCUGACGCUGUCACCGGCAUGACCAUUGUCAUCAUCUUGUUUUUCUUCCCGUCCCAAAGGCCCUCUCUCAAGUGGUGGUUUGACCUCAAAGCCCCCAGUGCCGAGACGCCGCCGCUGCUGACGUGGAGGAAGGCCCAGGAGACGGUGCCCUGGAACAUCAUCCUCCUGCUGGGCGGGGGCUUCGCCAUGGCCAAGGCCUGCGAGGAGUCGGGGCUGUCCACGUGGAUGGGCGGACAGCUGCAGCCGCUGGAGGCCCUCCCGCCCUUGCUGGCCGUGCUGCUCAUCACCGCCGUCAUCGCCUUCUUCACCGAGUUCGCCAGCAACACGGCCACCAUCAUCAUCUUCCUGCCGGUUCUGGCGGAGCUGGCCAUCCGCCUGCGAGUGCACCCCCUGUAUUUAAUGAUCCCCGGAACCGUCAGCUGCUCCUAUGCCUUCAUGCUCCCGGUGUCGACGCCCCCCAACUCCAUCGCCUUUGCCUCUGGACACUUGAUGGUCAAGGACAUGAUGCGCACGGGCUUCCUGAUGAACAUGAUGGGGGUGCUGCUGCUCACCUUGGCCAUCAACACCUGGGGACAGGCCAUCUUCAACCUGGGCACCUUCCCCGACUGGGCCGACAGCCACUGGGCCAACGCCACGGCACUGCCCUCCGUCACAGCCAACGGCACUUUUCGGACCCUGUGAGUCCCCCGGGGGGACCCCUGUGGACGCUUCCCCACCCAGAAGACCC
Sorex fumeus (smoky shrew) is the source of this 1903-nucleotide messenger RNA. RefSeq names its product solute carrier family 13 member 3 (gene SLC13A3). Gene Ontology annotation, molecular function: sodium:dicarboxylate symporter activity; succinate transmembrane transporter activity; citrate transmembrane transporter activity. Gene Ontology annotation, cellular component: membrane. NCBI's taxonomy places the organism in Eukaryota, Metazoa, Chordata, Mammalia, Eulipotyphla, Soricidae. The record is from RefSeq and is a predicted model, not a curated record. The coding region runs from base 49 to 1857 and encodes 602 amino acids. The transcript has 13 exons. Gene Ontology annotation, biological process: citrate transport; monoatomic anion transmembrane transport.